AUGAAUGAAUUGCUUUUAGCACUGAUUGCUAUUAUUUGUAUAAAUGUUUGUAUUAAUUGUGAACGACUUCCCGAAUGGCAUAUAAAAGUGGCUCAAAGACAAGGGCCCAACACUUGUGCGGUGGAAGAGGUUCAGGAACUGCGGCGAAGACUUUGGACACAAUGUCAAUACUGGUUGAGACGAGACGUGUGCGGAUAUCAGCCUGUGUUGCGAUACGUGUGCUGCGACGGCUACACCAGACAUAGCACUCAAUUUGGAUGUCCGGGAGUGAAGCCGUCGAGAAAUCUAUUGGAAAGGGCCCGGGAUUUAGGAGCGACUGAUUUCAUAAAAUACUCAUUAGAUUCACAAAUAGGCGCUGAUUUGAUUGAAACCCAUUCACCGCUCACUCUAUUCAUACCGACUAAUGAAGCCUUUCGGAAUCUGAGAGGAAUUCCUCGAAGAAUAUUCGAGGCCUUCAUCGGAGCCACGCUUUUGCAUCAUAUAAUAGCGGGUCGUUUGCAUACGAAUGGCACCCAUAAUGACAAACCCCUGCAGACCCUACUCGGGGGCCAAACCAUACGAAUCAAUAAGUAUUCAAAUAAUGUGUUUUACGUCAACUGUAUUGCCGUCACCCGUAAGGACCAGUUGGCCACCAAUGGUAUCAUUCACUUAAUCGAUGGCGUAUUGAUUCCGCCCAAGAGUUGGCCACUGAAGUCAGUGGCGGAUACACUUGGAAUGGACACCAGGUUUAGGCAAUUGUCGCGACUUAUGAGCGAAACUGAUUUAUUGAAGAGUUUCGCCAAACGUACGGACACUCUGGCCAUACCUUCUUCACACCAAACGAUAGGGCGUUUCGUCGACUAA
This is a messenger RNA of Oppiella nova, 843 nucleotides long. Lineage: Eukaryota; Metazoa; Arthropoda; Arachnida; Sarcoptiformes; Oppiidae. The record is from the annotation of a GenBank genome assembly.